AUGGCGGAAUCUAACCUCAAUCCGGAGCAGCAUCAGCCGGGAAACGGCUUGCCAGGCGGUCCACUACCGCCAGGAGUAAACCCACAACACCCGGGAAUGCAGCAAAAUCAUCAGCGGCAUUCAGCUCCAUUUUUCAACGGUCCACCAUCAGCGCAGCAAUCUUCAAGUACCAGUUCGUCUUCCGCCGAAGCAUCCUACCAGCUCUUUCGGCAGCUAAUGCAGCAGCAACAGGUAUUCAUGCAGCAGCAGCAACAACAGUUAAUGCAGCAGCAGCAAGAUUUCUUCCGGAGUGUCAUCUCAUCAAUCAGUAUUCAGGUCCCUCCAAACCCUGAAAUGAUUCUCGAUUCACUAGCAAACAAUAUCAAAGAGUUUCGCUACGAUCCGGAUGGAAACAUAACCUUCGCUGCAUGUAAACGGUAUCGGUGUUUGCAGGUUACCAAACAACCGACCGACGAUUACGUCACAUAUGCUUGUCGAUUCAACAAGACCUGCGUUGAAUUCGAGCUAAGCAAACUUAACGAGGAGCAGUUCAAAUGUCUUAUGUUUGUUUGCGGUCUAAAGUCGGAAGGAGACAGCGAAAUACGAACGCGGCUACUGUCGAAAAUUGAGGAACGCGAUGACAUUACUCUCGAUCAUCUUUCGGAAGAUUGUCAGCGAUUGUUGUGCCUAAAGCGGGACACGGCAAUGAUCGAGUCAUCAUCAUCACCGUCAUCGAAGCCGCCAGUGGAGACAGCCGGACCCGACAAAAACAUUCCCUCGACGCCCUGCUGGUUCUGUGGAGGAAUGCAUUUCGUUCGAGACUGCAGUCAUAGGAGCCACAAAUGCAAAGAUUGUGGUAUUGUCGGACACCGUGAGGGUUAUUGUUCCACUGCCAAGCGAACAUCCAAAGCCAGUCGAAACAAAAAGCACCCGGGAUCGUAUGCUACAAAAAGCUCACUUAAAUCAGCAUACCCGAGUGUGUUUAGGAACGAGCUGGGGUUGUGUACGAAAACAAAAGUGAAAUUGGAACUAAUACCAGGUACAACCCCAGUUUUUCGUGCAAAGCGUCCAGUGGCUUAUGCGGUACAUAGCAGUGUGGAUAACGAACUCGACCGACUGGAACGAGCAAAUAUCAUCACACCGGUAGACUUUUCGGAUUGGGCAGCUCCCAUCGUUGUCGUCCGAAAAACGAACGGAUCUAUUCGUAUUUGCGGUGAUUAUUCCACCGGUCUCAACAAUGCUCUGCAACCGCAUCAAUAUCCGUUGCCGCUACCAGAAAUAAUUUUCAACAAAUUGGCUAAUUGCAUAGUGUUUAGCCGAAUUGAUCUGUUGGAUGCAUUUCUGCAGGUAGAAGUGGACGAAAGCAGCCGUGAAUUGUUAACCAUCAACACCCAUCGGGGACUUUACCGGUACAACCGUCUGACACCGGGAGUCAAAGCAGCACCGGGAGCAUUGCAGCAACUUAUCGAUACUAUGCUGGCAGGCCUCCCUCAUACGUGCGGUUAUUUAGAUGACGUCGUCGUUGGUGGUGUAAAUCCUGAAAAUCACUGGGCGAACCUUCAUGCAGUGUUUCAAAGGAAUAGCGAUUUUGGUUUUACCAUUCGUGUAGAAAAGUGCAUAUUCGCUCAGCCGCAAAUUAAAUAUGUAGGUCAUCUGCUUGACCGCAACGGUCUUCGCCCGGAUCCAUCAAAGGUUCAAGCCAUCAACGAAAUGCCACCGCCCACUGACGUUUCCGGUGUUCGUUCUUUCCUAUGA
Messenger RNA from Topomyia yanbarensis, 1734 nucleotides. RefSeq lists its product as uncharacterized. The record is from RefSeq and is a predicted model, not a curated record. The coding region runs from base 1 to 1734 and encodes 577 amino acids. The transcript is spliced from 4 exons. NCBI's taxonomy places the organism in Eukaryota, Metazoa, Arthropoda, Insecta, Diptera, Culicidae.